Caenorhabditis bovis is the source of this 393-nucleotide messenger RNA. Lineage: Eukaryota; Metazoa; Nematoda; Chromadorea; Rhabditida; Rhabditidae. The record is from the annotation of a GenBank genome assembly.
AUGCUCAACAGCGACGACGGAAACUCUCGCCGUCGGCGUCUCUAUGACCCGACACGCGUUGACACCCCGCUCAAACAUUCACUGAGCUCUCAAGCAAUGGCACAUUCUACUUUUUUUACCCCAUUCCUUUGCCUUAAAAACUACGCUCAAUUCAUCGUCCCGUACACUCUAAGGGAAGAGUGUGUAUGGACGUGUGCUCCAAAGCUCCCCAUCAAAACAACCAAGAUUCCCGUCGCAGAGGAAUCUAACGAAAGUUCAAAACCGCCCGCUGGCGGUAGUAUUCUUGAGCAAAUCGCUCUCGUCGACAUCUACGCUGAACCACUGCUAAGAGCUAGCCAAGUUCAGCUUGACAAGAACGCCGAGCCGCCGUGGGAUCCAGAUCCGAUUGCUUGA